This is a messenger RNA of Monoraphidium neglectum, 1893 nucleotides long. RefSeq names its product RNA-binding protein NOB1. Bases 1 to 1893 code for a protein of 630 amino acids. Gene Ontology annotation, cellular component: preribosome, small subunit precursor. Gene Ontology annotation, biological process: maturation of SSU-rRNA; ribosomal small subunit biogenesis. The record is from RefSeq and is a predicted model, not a curated record. The transcript has 4 exons. Lineage: Eukaryota; Viridiplantae; Chlorophyta; Chlorophyceae; Sphaeropleales; Selenastraceae. Gene Ontology annotation, molecular function: RNA endonuclease activity.
AUGUGGGCCUCGAUCGUAAAGCAGGCGGCCGCGCCCUCUGCGUCGGGCUCGGCGCAGCUGACGAGCUCCGAGGGGCUCAAGAUCGUGGUGGUGGACGCAAACGCCGUCAUAAAUGGCAUAAGGCUCGAAGGUAUCGCAGAUAAGGCUGUCACCCUGCAGGAUGUGCUCGACGAGGUGCGGGACAAGCAGUCGCGCCAGUUCCUGGCAAGCCUGGCAAUCAAACUAGAGGUUUCAGAGCCAUCAGAGGAGUCAUUGAAAGCAGUGACUCACUUCGCGCGCGAGACUGGCGACAUCCACGCGCUGUCGACCGUUGACCUGAAGCUGCUAGCGCUGGCGCACACCCUGGAGGUCUCGGCGCACGGAUCGGGCCACCUCAAGCAGCACCCGGCACAGCCCGUCCUGCGCACCCGCCACCGCGCCGCCGGCCGCGCGCUGCCCGGCUGGGGGCGCGUCGCCAACCCAGAGGAGUGGAAGGUGGUGGACGACGCCAACGACGACGACGCGGCCGCGGCCGCCGCCGCCGCGGGCAGCCGCAUCGCCGCGCACGUGCAGCAGCUCCACCUGGACGGCUCCGCGCCAGGCGGCGCCGUCGGCCUGCUCGCCGACGGCUUGCCAUCUGCAGCGACGGGAGGCGCCGGUGGCGGUGCGGGGGCCCCAGCGGGGCAAGCGGAGCCGGGCACUGGGCAGCAGGGACCCGAGCAGCAGCAAGAGCAGCAGCAGCAGCAAGAGCAGCAGCAGCAGCAGCAGGCAGCUAUGGAGGAGUCCUCCUCUGACGAUGAGGCCCAGGUGGGCGGCGGCGACGACGGCUGGGAGGUCGCCGCCAAGAGCCACGGCGCCCAGCGGCGGAAGAAGCGCAAGGAGUACCGGCGGCAGCAGCGGCAGGCGGAGUUUGAGGCGGAGUGGGACGAGCACUCGCGCCUGAUGCAGCAGCGGCGCGGGGAGGCGGGCGCGGCGGCAGACGGCGCGCGGGCCGCCGCCUCGCAGGGGGAGGGCGAUGGUGUGGAGGCGCGGGAGGAGGACGAUGAGGAUGACGAGGGCCAGCGAGAGCCGCAGCAGCUGUUUGGCCCGGCGGGUGUCUAUGCAGAGGGCGAGGAGGGGGAAGAGGAUGAGGACGAGGAGGAGGAGGGGGGCGAGGAGGACGGCGACGAGGCAGGCGGGUUGGGGGCGGCAGAGGAGGGUAUGGAGGAGGAGCGUGAAGGGGGCGCCGAGGCGGGCGGCAGCGGCGACGGCAGCGGGGACGAGGGAUUGGAGGAUGCAGGGCAGGAGGACGUGCUUGAGACGAGUGGCGCGUGGGAGGCCGGCGCCGCAUCGGGCGGCGGCGGCGGCGGCGGCGCGAGCAGCGUGGGCGUGAUGACGGCGGACUUUGCUAUGCAGAACGUGCUGCUGCAGAUGGGCCUGCGCCUGCUGUCGCGCGACGGCCGCGUGGUCUCACGCCUGAGCCGCUGGGCGCUGCGCUGCAGCGCGUGCUUCUUCGUGACGCGCGAGGCGGGGCGGCUGUUCUGCCCGAAGUGCGGCAACAUGAGCCUGGACCGCGUGGAGGUGGCGGUGGGGCCGGACGGCGCGGAGUACUUUGGCGUCCGCAAGCGCCACAUCCUGCGCGGCACAAAGUUCUCCCUGCCCAAGCCGCGGGGCGGCCGCAACAGCAAGGACCCCAUCCUGCGCGAGGACGUCUUCCUGCUCAAGGUCAAGGCCUUUGGCCGCAGGGCGCAGAAAAAGCAGCCGCCGCCCUCAGCUGAGGACGCCGACCCCUUCGCGCCGGAAGGCACUGAGUUUGGGGAGGGCCGCAGCCAGGCGCAGCUCGCACAGCACAGGGGCCUGGCGCGGGUGCUGGAGCCGGCGUGGAAGCACAAUCCCAAUGAGAGGAAGCUGUCGCGCAGCAACAGGCGCAGGUGA